AGACCCUGCCGUCGUGCACGUCUCUCUCUCUCUCUCUCUCUCUCUCUCUGCCUCUCUCUAUCUGUCGGUGACGCGCUCCAAGGUUUCUUCCUACCGGAGGCAUCAGCAGCAGCAGCGGCGGCGGCGAUGUAUCGGUGUCUGCUGGCUGAGAGCGCCUGAGAAGAGACACACGGAGGAUUGUUCCCAGCUUCUCCCCCCCACACACACACUCACAAGCACCGGGAUUUAUUGCGCUGACGCAAUUUGCGGAUUUGCGGAGCAUCUAUCGAAUCUUCCGCUGUGUGACCCGGGGCCAUCAGACGUGAGCAGCUGCAGCACAACAAGGUGGACUGUGACUGUGGCUUGGAGUGGAUGGGCCCCUGUGUUCUCCCAGCCAAUAAUCCAUCCCUCCAUCUUACCGUCAGCCAGAGGAAAGAUCUGAUGACAGGACUGCAGAGAGUGGAGAGAAAAGACCCCCUGCUAUGGCCAGUGCAGCUGAUGGUGUAGGCAACCUGGGUGCUGAGCAGAACCACAUUAGUGUUCCUGUCGCUGAUCAUGGAGCCUGGGCCACGGCCAUGAACAACCUGGGCAUCAUGCCCAUGGGCAUCAGCGGGCAGCAGCUGGUUUCAGAUUCUCUGUGUAUCCAGAGAUUCGACCCUGGGCUGGGCCUCAUUGCACCCAUAAACCCCAUGAUGGCAGGAAUCAGCCUGGUCCCCCCUCCACCCGUUCCCUCCGACAUGGCCGUCAUCAAGGAGAUCAUCCACUGCAAGAGCUGCACUCUCUUCCCUCAGAACCCUAACCUUCCUCCUCCAUCGACGCGGGAGCGCCCUCCCGGCUGUAAGACAGUAUUUGUGGGGGGUUUGCCAGAGAACGCCACAGAGGAAAUAAUUAGGGAAGUGUUUGACCAAUGUGGGGAGAUCAACGCCAUCCGAAAGAGCAAGAAGAACUUCUGCCACAUCCGCUUCAGUGAGGAGUUCAUGGUAGACAAGGCUAUUUACCUGUCAGGGUAUCGGAUGCGUAUCGGAUCCAGCACUGAUAAAAAGGACUCUGGGAAGAUCCAUGUAGACUUUGCCCAGGCCAGAGAUGACCUUUAUGAGUGGGAGUGUAAACAGCGCUUACUGGCCAGAGAGGAAAGACACCGCCGCAAGAUCCAUGAAGACAGACUGCGGCCACCAUCUCCCCCUCCGAUUGUGCACUACUCUGAACACGAGGUAGCACUGUUAGCAGACAGACUAAAAGAUGAUCAUAAGUUCAGUGAGGCCAUAGCCGUUCUGUUCACCUGGAUCGACAGGGGCGAAGUCAACCGCCGCACCGCCAAUCACUUCUACUCCAUGAUCCAGUCGGCCAACAGCCACGUUCGCCGACUGAUGAGCGAGAAAGCUCAGCACGAGGAGGAGUUGGAGCGUGCCAAAGAGGUCUUCAAGAAUGCUCUGCUGGCUAUAUUAAAUCAGUUCGAGCAGAUCACCGCCGUUUUCACCGCUGCCACCCGGCAAAAGGCAUGGGACCAUUUCUCAAAAGCACAGCGCAAGAACAUAGACAUUUGGCGCAAGCAGUGUGAGGAGCUGAGGAACGCCCACAGCGAAGAGAUCAUGGGCAUCAGACGAGAAGAGGAGAUGGAGAUGUCGGAUGACGAGUCGGAUGAAAGUCCUUGCAAGAAGAUGCGCACUGAGGAAAAUGGAGUGUGUGAUCAGACUCAGGCCUCUCUGAAGGAGGAGAACGACUCCCUGCGCUGGCAGCUGGACGCCUACAGGAACGAGGUGGAGCUCCUGAGGAAGGAGCAGAGCAGAGCCAGCCGCCCAGAAGACGAUCACGUGCACACGCAAACACACACGCACCCUCACAGCCCAGAGGCUCAGAUCCAGCUGCUGCAGCAGAGCAUGCACAGCAUGCAGCAGCAACUUCUGAGCCUGCAAGAGAAGCUAUCGAGCAAGGAAACCGAGCUGGAGCAGGCAAGAGAGGAGCACCGCUACCUGGAGGGGGAGGUGCUCAGCCUCCGAGACAAGCUGCUGAGCAGUAAUGGGGAGACUGUGGAAGUGACCAACGGCGAGCUCCAUGAAAAGGGGAUCAACGGCUGUGUUCCUUCUCUGUACCACAGCAGAGACCAGAGGACUGAGCUUAUCACAAGAGGAGUCAUCACUUCAGAAAAAGAGGCUCUGCUUCUUGGCAUUAUAUCGACCUUCCUCCAUGUCCAUCCAUUCGGGGCCAACCUUGAGUAUCUGUGGUCGUACAUACAGAGGCUAGACUCCAAGGUAUCUGCAGGGGAACUGGAGCGGCUCAUGGUCCGUCUGCCCAGUAUGUUCAGGCAGGAGCUGAGUGGCGUCGGUGCAACUCUGGAAAAAAGAUGGAAAUUCUGCGGUUUUGACACACUGAGUUCAGCGUGACACAGGAGUGGCGCACACACACGCUGCGAAGUCACACCAACGUGAAGAGACGCGCACAAUGCCUCGGACCUUUAAUUCACAUGUGUGUGUGCGCAUGUUGUUCAGACACACGGCAGUGCAGUAGACAACAGAUGACGUUCACUCAAGCAGACACUGGAAACUGUGAAAGCGACUGAUUUUUUUUUUUUUUUUUAAAUCCCAAGACAUUUCACCUCUGGAUGCCCGGUUCAGGUGAAAUAACAUUUCUUUUCCUCACUGCAGAUUCUCACCACGGUGAACUGCAACAGGGCGUUAUAGACUAGAUAUCGUCGGUCAGCGCUGAAGACACACCCUCUGUCUGUCCUCUGAAGUGAAUCAUGGUCCUUGGUGUCUUGCUGUCGGUGCCUGAAAAAUCCAGCAACAACCGAAACAUCACAGACAGAGUUUUAAAAAAAUUUAUACCAAAGUUGAACGUUAAAAGAUUUGAUGCCAAACCUCAUUUCCCUGGCAGAUAAAUCGUCUCCUACUUGGUCCAAGAACUGGCUGUGCAAGGGAGUUUUUGCUGGGCUUCCUGUGGCAUGAUGGGACCACAGAUAGAUCAUUUCCUCUUAAUGGUUUGGAAAGGAGUUUGUACACCAACUCUAAAUCUGUCAUUCAACAAAAACACAUACAGAGCCCUUUAAUUUAAUCUUUACUGCCAGCUGAUUGUAAUCUUGUGCUACUUUCUGAAUGUGGUGGUGAAACAAUAUCUAACAUUAUUUAUGUUGCAUUUUCUCUUCUGGGUAUUCAUAUUUGGGGUUUUCAAGCUUUCAGGCAAUUCCCUGACUUUGUCCAUAAGGAAGCGAUUUUCCCCAGAAUUUUUACUGGGGUGCAAAUUAUGUGUUGCCUCAGAAGAUUUGCUGCUUUUAAGGCUAAAGUAAGGUAAUAAAAGUCUGUGUGCACAGUGACCACCACAGAUUACAUGAAAGGAUGGCCAUUGCACAACUAACGUCAGCCUUACUCUGCUAGACUGUCAGUAUACAGUAAAUCCCCCAUUCUGUAAAAAGAGCAUAUCUGCAGAAAGGAGUAUCUGAAAUAAGAUUGCUUUUAAAGUAAAAGAAAUUUGAAAGGUCAGCAUGCAAGAGAUCUACAGGGUGUUAGAAAUAUCAUCAUAUGUGAAGACAAAUAAUGGUGAGAACAUGUUUGACACUGUGAAUUCUUUAGGUAGGCUCAUUGCAUUAGUUUCGAUUCAGCUUUGUUUAUACAGUGCCAAAUCACAACAUCAAUGCUUUUUAUAUUGUAAGGUAAAGACCCAACAAUAACACAUUCUUGGUGAGGGGAAAGAGCAGAGAGAGAUGGAACGAGAGACACACUAUAAUGAUAAUGUAAAUAGAACUAAUCCCAGCACAGAACCCUGUGGAACUCCAACCACUGCAGCCUGGUACCUUUAAUGCCUGUGGCCUGUUCUAAUCUCUGUUUUUGAUUAGAACAGAUCAUGUGUCUGUGUCACAUGAUCUGGAAUUGACCAUUUGUACCUAUCAGUAAUAAAGUACCUUAUAAAGUGCUAGAAGUUUACAGUUUUAAGGCCAGACUACGCUGUGGGAUUAUAUCCGUGAAGACUACGUGCAGUAUAAGGACCUAGAUUUUUGCUGUUUUGCUGCUCCUGAUCAGAGAAUAAACAAGCCAAAAGUCUUCAAACAGACACGUGCUGCUUCACACCUGGGUACCAUCGGGAAACAUCUUGGAUACAUUUACCAUACAGAUAAAAUAAUGUGAGCCUCCAUUGUUACUGGAUGCUAGUGUUUACUGAGUGACAGUUUGGGGUUGGUGUGUGAACAUGAGUUCUUAUUUAUUUCUUACUGCCAGAUAUUUUUUAAUUGAAAAAAUAAUAAUAUACAGGCAAACUGAUGUGGAGUUUGAAAUAAUCUGAGUGACUAAGUGUGAAAACACUCCAGGCCUGUUAGGUGCUCCCUGACGAGGACACGGACACUGGAAACAGGAGGGUUAGAGGAAGGAAAGGACCAUAUUUGGGAAAAACUCCAUGAAGAUGAUGGAAGUAAAGAAAGAAAAAUUGCUGAUUUGUCAAAGACCGAUGUGAGGGAUCGAAAUUCAAUCAUUCUGCUUAAUUUAUUUCAAUAUAUUGUGUAAAGAAGCUGUUCACAGAAGGCAGCAGACUGAAAUGUUCCACUGCCAUAUUACAUAUUGUAAUUAAAUAUGGUAAAAUGCAAAAAA
Oreochromis niloticus (Nile tilapia) is the source of this 4550-nucleotide messenger RNA. It is a transcript of the gene enox1, whose product is annotated as ecto-NOX disulfide-thiol exchanger 1. Gene Ontology annotation, cellular component: external side of plasma membrane; plasma membrane. Gene Ontology annotation, molecular function: protein disulfide isomerase activity; RNA binding; NADH dehydrogenase activity. The transcript has 16 exons. The record is from RefSeq and is a predicted model, not a curated record. Gene Ontology annotation, biological process: ultradian rhythm. Lineage: Eukaryota; Metazoa; Chordata; Actinopteri; Cichliformes; Cichlidae. Bases 462 to 2360 code for a protein of 632 amino acids.